AGUCACGCCAUGGAGGACCAAGAAUCGCUGGGUUUUGAACACAUGGGGCUGGAUCCCCGGCUCUUGCAGGCUGUCACUGACUUGGGCUGGUCGCGACCUACGCUGAUCCAGGAAAAGGCCAUACCUCUGGCGCUGGAGGGGAAGGACCUCCUGGCUCGCGCCCGCACGGGCUCCGGAAAGACCGCAGCUUAUGCUAUUCCGAUGCUGCAGUUGCUUCUCCACAAGAAGGCGACAGGUCCUGUAAUGGAACAAGCUGUGAGAGGCCUUGUCCUUGUUCCUACUAAGGAGCUGGCACGGCAGGCCCAGUCCAUGAUCCAGCAGCUGGCCUCCUACUGUGCUCGGGAUGUGCGAGUGGCUAAUGUCUCAGCUGCUGAAGACGCAGCUUCUCAAAGAGCUGUGUUGAUGGAGAAGCCAGAUGUAGUGGUGGGGACCCCAUCCCGAAUAUUAAACCACUUGCUGCAGAACAACUUGAAACUCCGGGACUCUCUGGAGCUGCUGGUGGUAGACGAAGCUGAUCUUCUUUUUUCCUUUGGCUUUGAGGAUGAACUCAAGAGUCUUCUCUGUUACUUGCCUCGGAUUUACCAGGCUUUUCUCAUGUCAGCCACUUUCAAUGAGGAUGUACAAACUCUGAAGGAGCUGGUGCUACAUAACCCAGUCAUCCUCAAGUUACAGGAGUCCCAGCUGCCGGGACCAGACCAGCUUCAGCAGUUUCAGGUGGUCUGUGAGACUGAAGAAGACAAGUUCUUGCUGCUGUAUGCCCUGCUCAAGCUGUCACUGAUUCGGGGCAAAGCCUUGCUCUUCGUCAACACUCUGGAGAGGGGUUACCGGCUCCGUCUUUUCCUAGAGCAGUUCAGCAUUCCUUCCUGCGUGCUCAAUGGAGAACUCCCACUGCGCUCCAGGUGCCACAUCAUCUCACAGUUCAACCAAGGCUUGUAUGAUUGCGUCAUAGCGACAGAUGCUGAAAUCUUGGGACCCCAAGUCAAAGGCAAGCGGCGAGGCCGUGGAUCCAAAGGAGACAAGGCCUCUGAUCCGGAGUCGGGCGUGGCCCGGGGCAUAGACUUCCACCAUGUGUCUGCGGUCCUCAACUUUGACCUUCCUCCCACUGCAGAAGCCUAUGUCCAUCGAGCAGGCAGGACAGCCCGUGCCAACAACCCAGGCAUAGUUCUGACCUUUGUGCUGCCUACCGAACAGUCUUCCUUGGGAAAGAUUGAGGAGCUUCUCAGUGGAGAGGGUGAGGCCCCCAGCCUGCUUCCCUACCAGUUCCAGAUGGAGGAGAUUGAAAGCUUUCGCUAUCGCUGCAGGGAUGCCAUGCGCUCGGUCACUAAGCAGGCCAUUCGAGAGGCGAGAUUGAAGGAGAUCAAGGAGGAGCUUCUACACUCAGAGAAGCUCAAGACAUACUUUGAAGACAACCCUAGAGACCUUCAGCUGCUACGCCAUGAUCUACCCUUGCACCCGGCAGUGGUAAAGCCUCAUUUGGGCAAUGUCCCUGACUACUUGGUUCCUGCUGCUCUUCGUGGCCUUGUGCAUCCUCGGAAGAAGCGGAGAAAGAUGCCCUUCUCUAGGAAGGCUAAGAAGGUGAAGACCCAGAACCCACUGCGUGACUUCAAGCACAGGGGAAAGAAACCUAAACCUCCAGCAAAGCCUUCUUGAGGUUGCCUGAGCCUGAGGACACUGAAUUGGGCAUCCUGGCCUGGAUGGAGUGGGCUUCCCACUCUGUGGGCACAUUGUGGUGCUCACUAUCUGGACAGACUGUACUUUGAGGAAGCAGCUUUGGACACUCCAUCUCCUUGGUACUGCUGGGCUACCAUUUUGUCCAUUAGCAGAAUAAAGAUUCCAGCUGUCCCAGCCUGUGACCCUCUGGAAUGUGGGAAGAGACUGCUUUCCCAAAUCUCCAGAGUUGACAGACUUUGAAAAGGUGGCAUUGUCUGGGUCUGCUGCUGAAUGCAGUGCCUCAGUUGGCGAGCAAAGGCCAGGUGUCUUGGUUCUGCUGGUUUAGUGUUGGGCUGUGGCUGAGCCAGAGCCCUGUAUCUAGUUCCUACGGUUCUACUGAUCCAGAUCAGCUGACAGAUGGGCUUGUCUUCUAAGGGCAUUCCUGACCAUAAGCCCAUGGAUCUUACCAGCACAUGCAUGUUUACAUUCAGAGGGAAAUGCCACUAAGCCCUGGGAGCCAAGGAAGCUAGCUUCCCUUCCUGGAUGAAAGAUCAUGGCCGUUUGUGUCUGUUUCUGAAGCACAAGUGGUAAUAUAAGGAAUGCACACCUACGAGAUUCUUCCUCCAUGUCCCAGCCCGAGCAUUGGCUACAGGAGGGUUCAGAGGAGAUGAUUCUGCAUCUUCACUCAGCGUCCUCCUACCUGUCCCAUAUACCACCAUUUUACCCUAUGGCUGUCUGCUUGUCACUUGGCUAGGCUGAGGUGGAAAGAGACACUGGGAGGUGGGAGAAGAGAGAACUGUCAAAUCUAAGUGAGGCUUGGCUUAUAGUUAGGGUGUGUGGCUUGAGCGACAGGAUCUGAGACUUGGGGGUUUCUUUAUCUUAACUCCAUGUAAAAAGCUGAGUGCGGCAGUCUGCAUCUCUAAUUCUGUCGUGUGCCUUUAGGUAAGGAGGGCAAAAGGAGCUUGCUGGCUAGGCAGUGUGGGCAAAACAGAAAGCUCGAGGUUCAGGGAAAGACCAGAUCCUAAAAAGUAAGAUGGAGAGCAGUAGAAGACGAUCCUGGUCUCAAAGUAUGACCUCUGCAUGAAAACAGCAUGUACCAGCACAUGCAAGAAAAGAAUAAGCAAUUCCUGGCCUUUCCCUCCCUGCUCUGCUGACAGCCCUGGACUGUUGAGUGUGCUGAGGUGAAUGUUGCAUCCAUGCUGGCUGUUCUGUGGCAUUGUCUAUGAUUCUGUCACUUUCAUUAGCAUGGUGAGGACAUGUGCCCCAGAGCCACCCGAUGGAGAGACUGGGUUUCCCCAUGACAGUUCUUGUGGGACAGUGAAGCUGGUACUCUGCUGUGUAAAGUCACCAAGGCGUGGGACCAGGGCUGUGGCAAUAGGUAUGCAGGUUUUCCUUCCGACUUGGAGCAGCCCUUGGGAGGCUGUUCUCAUGGUCUAGUUGAGGUAGCUCAGCGGGACUGGUAUGGUGGCUCAGCGGCCUAGUGAAGAUGAGGUCACACAGCAGGUGGGGCUAGGUAGGAUUUGGAGUCUGGCCUGGUCACCAGUACAAGACCAGCUGUGUGCAUCGUUACUACAGUAGCUAGAGUUCCUGUGGGUUCUGCCGUUACUCCACCCCCUCCCGUGAAUGUGACCUGAGUGCUCGAGUGGUCUGCUCACACCUCCGCUAGCUCCAACAGGCCCUUCACUUUGGGAUGAAAUGACUUAGGUUGUGGAAAAGAUGGUCCCUGUUUUCUUUAUUUUAUUUUUUGGUUUUUCAAGACAGGGUUUCUCUGUGUAGCCCUGGCUGUCCUGGAACUCACUCUGUAGACCAGGCUGGCCUCGAACUCAGAAAUCUGCCUGCCUCUGCCUUUCAAGUGCUGGAAUUAAAGGUGUGCACCACCACCGCCCGGCAUUCCCUGUUUUCUAAGUAGUAGAGUAUGGAGAGCUCAUUGCCUUUCUUUUUUUCACAUGAGAGCUUUAUUGUCGGGGAAGGGGACAAAGAGGCGACAGAGACAAAGAGAGGCCUUUAGUUUUUUAUAACUUAAUAUUGAUUUGCUAUUGAUUCUUUGUAAGGUUCACAGCAUACACCCCAAUCGCACCCAUCUCCUUGUCCCCCAACCCUUGCAGCCUCCCCUACAAAACACGAAAUAAAACAGCAUAGAAAACACUGA
Molecule: messenger RNA, 3799 nt
Organism: Grammomys surdaster
Lineage: Eukaryota; Metazoa; Chordata; Mammalia; Rodentia; Muridae
Gene: Ddx56
Product: DEAD-box helicase 56
Exons: 14
Coding region: 10-1650 (546 amino acids)
Cellular component (GO): nucleolus
Molecular function (GO): ATP binding; nucleic acid binding; RNA helicase activity
Source: RefSeq, a predicted model, not a curated record